AUGCUACCCGUACCAGCAGGCACAAUGGUCUUUGGUCAUAUAUUCUUUAUCUAUACUAAAGAAGAUUUGAUUAAGUCCAAUGCUCGAUCAAUAUCACCUAGUUAUGUAUGCUACAAUGAUCAACUUUGUGAUAAAUUCUAUCCAAAUAAAUCAUUAAUUUCAUUUAAUAAUGCUACAUGUCGUCGUCCUGCAGAUUUUCCAUUACAAUUUAAAUUAUUCGCGUUCGCCAGAGAUGAUCUUUUUAAAUGUACGACAACAAAUAUCUGUAUUUCUCCAGCACUGGUCAAAGAUGAAUGGUGCCAGUGUGGACUUGAUCAAUAUACCUUUUGUGAUGAUGAAGAUCUAAACGAUCUUUAUAUUAGAAAACAUAUAUCAUUUGGAACUAUUUGUGAUGGUUUUACAGAAUUAAUACCUGUUACUAUUGAUGGACGAAGUGAAACAGAUGAAACAGAAUGUGAAUAUUGGCAAUGUAAUAAUACUUAUACACGAUGUGAUGGGUUUUGGAAUUGUUUUAAUGGAGCUGAUGAAGUUGAUUGUUAUUCAUCAUCAUUAUCAUUUAAUUGUCCAUAUCAAUAUUAUCACAUUUGUGUUUCACCUCAUACACAUCAAUUUAUGUGUUUACCUCUUGGAAAAGCGCAUGAUGAUAAUAUUGAUUGUAUUGGUGGUACUGAUGAACCUAAACUAUGUCGAUCAAAUGAUUAUCGAUCUAGCUACAAAAAUUUUCAGUGCAUCAAUGACACAGGCAAACUUUGUAUUAAACCCGAAGACUUGUGUUAUCAAAGUCAUUGCCAAGACAGAACUGAUAUACAAUUUUGUGACAACACUCGAGAUAUCCCCAUACACUCUACUAUUUGUGAUGAACAGUAUGAAAGCGUUCGUUCUGAAGUUGAAAAUUUCUUUUGUACACGUCAAUUGGAUGCCAAUAAACCGACAGUGAUACAUUUUUCACUUGGUAAAUCAACGAACUCAACUAAUCAAAUAACUCAACAACAUACAAAUGAAAUGAUCUUACAUUCAUCCACCAGACAAACAGCUAUCCAACAGCAUCAGCAACGUUGUCAUCGUGGUCUUCCAUUACAAAUUUGGUUAAAUAUUGAUAAAAACUUGCCUAUUGCCGCAUGUCUUUGUCCACCUAGUUUUUAUGGUAAUAUGUGUCAAUAUCAAAAUCAACGUGUUAGUCUUACAUUACGAUUUCAAACAUUUUCUGAUUCUCGACAAACAUUAUUUGCAUUAAUUAUUUUACUUAUUGAUGAUAGUAAUGAAAGAAUUAUUCAUUCAUAUCAACAACUUACUUAUAUUUAUAUUCGAGAUUGUCAAACAAAAUUUAAUAUUUAUUUACUUUAUUCAACUAGACCAAAAAAUUUAACAAAAAAUUAUUUCAUUCAUAUUGAUAUUUAUGAAAAGAUUUCAUUUACAUAUCGAAGAAGUUUUUUAAUUCCACUUAAAUAUCCAUUUUUACCUGUGCAUCGUAUUGCUGUUCAACUUAAUAUUCCACGUACAAAUGAUAGACAAGAAAAUUGUUUAGAUCAACCAUGUAUACAUGGUCAAUGUAUUAGAUAUUUAAAUGAUAAAAGUUUUUGUCAAUGUUAUCAUGAAUGGACGGGAAAAUAUUGUACUAUUCCAUAUAGAUGUACAUGUUCAUCUGAUUCAUUAUGUAUUGGUAUAUCAUCAAAUAAUCGAUCGAUUUGUAUUUGUCCACGUCAUAAAUGGGGUUCUCAAUGUUUACUUCAUAAUACAAUAUGUUAUUCAAAUCAAAAUGCUACUUGUCAGAAUAAUGGUAAAUGCAUACCUAUUGAUGAAAAUAUCAUCUCUUAUAAGUCAUUUAUAUGUAUCUGUCCAAAAGGAUUUAGUGGAGAAAGAUGUGAAAUAGUUGAUAGUAAAAUAAUUCUAUCAUUUCAUAAAGAUAUUAUUUUACCACAAAUAAUGUUUGUUCAUUUUAUUCGAGCGAUUGAUAAUGGUCCACAUGAAAAUGGUUCUACUUUCAAAACUAUUCUUGCUGAUCAAAAAUCAGUUACUAUUCAAUGGGCACAUCCAUUUCAUGUCGCUUUUCUUGAUUUUUUCAAUAAUAGCUACUAUUUAAUUAUUAUUCAAAAUAAAUACAAUCCAUCGACAAGAAUUAUUCGAACAAUUACUCCAUUAGAUCAUUGUAAACAUAUAAGUGAAAUAUUGAAUGAAACUAUCAUGAAACUUCAUCCUCUUCGUCGUAUCAAAUAUUAUCAAUUACCAUGUCAAAAACGUUCACCACUUUUAUCUUGUUUCUAUGAUGAUAAUCAUUUUUGUUUCUGUAAUGAUUAUGAUCAUCAACGUUUAACUAAUUGUUUUGAAUUCAAUCAUGGAAUUGAACAUAAUUGUUUUGGUCAAAGUAAUUGUGAAAAUGAUGCACAUUGUUUACAAGACAAAGCAACUUGUCCACAAACAUCAAUAUGUGUUUGUCCAAAAUGUUUUUAUGGAGCAAGAUGUCAAUUUACUUCAAAUUUAUUUGAUCUUUCACUCGAUGCUAUCUUAGGUUAUUAUAUUCAACCACGUAUAAAUAUUAAACAUCAACCAUCUAUUGUACAAGUCAGUGUGGCAUUGACAAUAAUCAUUAUCAUAGCUGGAAUUACUGAUAGCGUUCUAUCGAUAAUCACAUUUGGAAAUAAAGAAUCACGUAAAACUGGUUGUGGUCUCUAUUUGUUGACUUCGUCAAUUAUUACUUUACUUAUUAUGGUUAUUUUUGCAUUGAAGUUUUGGAUACUUAUCAUUGCACAAAUAACAUACAUGACAAAUCAAUCAUUUUUAAAGUUUCAAUGUAUUUCAAUAGAUUUUUUUCUACGAAUUGGUCUUAGUAUGGAUCAAUGGUUAAAUGCAUGUGUAGGUAUAGAAAGAACAAUUACCAUAAUAAAAGGAACUAGAUUUGAUAAAAACAAGAGCAAACAAAUAGCUAAAUAUAUUAUUCUUAUUCUUCUCGUUAUGACUACUAGCACAACUAUUCAUGAUCCUAUUCAUCGACGUCUACUA
This is a messenger RNA of Rotaria sordida, 2997 nucleotides long. The record is from the annotation of a GenBank genome assembly. Lineage: Eukaryota; Metazoa; Rotifera; Eurotatoria; Philodinida; Philodinidae.